AUGGAAGAUAAUUUGCCAACUUUUAAUCUGAGUGAUGUAUCCAAACAUAAAAAUAAAGAUUCGAGCUGGAUUUUAAUUCAUGGUGUUGUGUACGAUGUAACCAAGUACUUAAAUGAACAUCCCGGAGGAUCUGAAAUACUUUUGGAACAUGCUGGAAAAAAUGCUACACAAGAUUUUGAAAGUAUUGGUCACUCCGAAGAAGCGAGAAGUAAAAUGAAAGAAUUUGCAAUCGGGAAAAUUUGUGAUGCAGAUGCACAGAAUUCCGAUAAGCAUGAGCGCAAGAAAUGUCAUUGUGAAAUUAUGUAA
Messenger RNA from Gryllus bimaculatus (two-spotted cricket), 306 nucleotides. The record is from the annotation of a GenBank genome assembly. Lineage: Eukaryota; Metazoa; Arthropoda; Insecta; Orthoptera; Gryllidae.